AUGGAGGUUCCACGGAAGCAGGUCAACUCGACUGUGACACCUGUUGGUUAUAGCCCGGUCAAUUUCAGCAUUCGCAACCCAUGGGAUCCCAGCGUCCUCAAACGUAUACCAUGGAAAGGCUUUGGGGCCAUGUUGGGCGCUGUAGCCGGCAUUGCCGCAGCCGUUGCAGUUCUCGUAGUAUCUGACGGUCAACCAACCACCAAAUGGUCACUACAGCCCGCUGUUUACCUCGCUAUCUGUUCUGCUCUCACCAACAUCUUCAUACAUUUCGCGCUUGGAAAAGCCGUCACCGUUGCCUGGUGGAGACGAGCGACUCAGCCGAACACCACCAUCGCAGAUCUGCACAGAUGUUGGAGCUAUGGGGAUAGUCUUUGGGAAGCGGUCUUAUCUGGGACGCAUGUUAAUUUGAUUGCCAUCGCUUCUAUCCUUGUUGCAAUCGUGCCAAUCAACGGACCCUUCCUACAACGCGCAUCCCGGGUACAAUUAGGCACAUUUUCGCACACAUCGAACGUCAAUGUUCAAGUUGCACAAAGUCUACCGUAUGGAUACACGGGAUAUCUGAGCGGCCGACAGGAGGCACCCACGUUGCUGACGCCGCCGUUCACAAAGGUCGUAGAGGCAGCAACCUCGCAAGCGCCCAUCAACGUCACCGCCACUGGAUGUACUGGAAAGUGUGCGACUAUUGUUCGAGGGGCCGGUUUUGCCAUUAAUUGUUCGACUACUACGGCACCAUUCGGUCUAACCCCCACGGCACCUCAAGAUGGCGGAACCUUUGACACUGACCAGGAGGCCGUUGAGAAUGGGACCAGAGCAUUCGGCUCCUCCUUUCUCUGGUCUUCUCAAGAACCCGCAACGGUCAAUCUCACGGUACAAUACAAAGACACGACAAGCUGCGACGGAAAUCUUGUAUUACGAAACUGUACCCUGAUGGCCGCGACUGUUGACUAUCCGGUUAUUGUCAAUGGCAAUCAAAGCACAAUAGAGCUUGACCCGGAUUCAACCAUGUUCACAGACCACAUCUAUAACAUGACCAGUCUUCCGUACAUAUAUACAGGCCCCACAACCUUAGGGGGUUUCUACAAAGCGCUCAGAGAUACGUAUGAAUCAACAGCUAAUCUUCGCUUCGUAGGUGCACUAGGGUAUGAGCUGAGCGGCGACGGUGCAACGGCCAAUCGCUAUGCCGUUGUCAAUCUAGACCCAAAUCAAAUGGAUGCGGGACCGCAAUCCAGCUGCAAUCUCUCCUUCAGCGACCCAACGGAUGACCUUGUUCGUUCGGCGCGCGAUCUGAUGUUUCGGUCAGCUGUUGCAGCUGCCAAUGCUACAAACGCACAGCAUGUGUCAGCGCAAGAGACAAGAACGGUACCGACAUACGAAUCCCGUUACCUAUAUCUUGGAAUAGCAGUCUUGUUCACCGCCAUUGCAUGGCUAGCUACCCUCCCAAUCUUCAUCGGCUGGUGGCAUGUUGGCCGAACCGUCAGCAUGAGUCCAAUUGAGACUGCCAAAGCCUUUAGGGCGCCUAUGCUGCAGAAUGCUGAUCCGAAUGCCAUGGCUGAUGAAUUUGUGAAGGAGGUGGGGCAACGUCCAGUGCAAUAUGGGGCUCUGGCUACGCGCGACGGUCAACAGCAGCUCCUAGAGAUGAAUGAUCCACAAUUCGUUAGAAGGCCUCAAGAGGGGCAGUCAUUUUCUGGAUAG
This is a messenger RNA of Bacidia gigantensis, 1692 nucleotides long. RefSeq lists its product as uncharacterized. The record is from RefSeq and is a predicted model, not a curated record. NCBI's taxonomy places the organism in Eukaryota, Fungi, Ascomycota, Lecanoromycetes, Lecanorales, Ramalinaceae. The transcript has a single exon. The coding region runs from base 1 to 1692 and encodes 563 amino acids.